CUCCGGUCACCUUCCCAUAUCUCUCAUCUUCUCUCUCUCUCUCUCUCUCUCUCUCUUUCUUUCUCUAACCUUCUGAUUUCAACAUACACCGACUCGGUCCCUGACCCGCUCUGAGUCACCACCGAUUCGGUCCCCCGCCGGUUCGGUUCAAACCCGUCAUGGAGAUCGCUCACGAGCCACCGCCUUCUCUCGACGGAAGCCCCACCGCCGCCUCCUCCUCCGCUUCGUGGCCUCGCGGUUUGAAUGGAAAGGAGAUUGAAUCGACCGCGUCGCCGGCUGCUCCGCCGGUCAAGUACGACGAUGAGGAGGAGGAGGAAGAGGACGUGUGUCGGAUUUGCCGGAACCCUGGCGACGCCGAGAAUCCCCUCCGGUAUCCUUGCGCGUGUAGCGGGAGUAUCAAAUUUGUGCAUCAGGAUUGUCUCCUUCAGUGGCUUAAUCACAGCAACGCUCGCCAAUGCGAGGUCUGCAAGCACGCGUUCUCCUUCUCACCUGUUUAUGCUGAGAAUGCGCCCACUAGGUUACCUUUUCAAGAGUUUGUGGUUGGAAUGGGAAUGAAAGCUUGCCAUGUUCUGCAAUUCUUUUUGCGUCUGAGUUUUGUCCUAUCUGUGUGGCUCUUAAUUAUACCUUUCAUAACAUUCUGGAUAUGGCGAUUAGCUUUUGUAAGGAGUUUCGGUGAAGCCCAGAGGUUAUUCUUAAGUCAUUUAUCGACAGCAGUUAUUCUGACUGAUUGCCUCCAUGGUUUCCUACUUUCUGCAAGCAUUGUCUUCAUUUUUCUGGGGGCCACUUCUUUGAGAGAUUACUUUAGGCAUUUGCGAGAAAUUGGGGGACAGGAUGCUGAUAGAGAAGAUGAAGUGGACAGAAAUGGUGCUCGGAUGGCUAGAAGACCUCCUGGACAAGCUAAUCGCAAUAUUAUUGGUGAUGGGAAUGGUGAAGAUGCUGGUGGAGCACAGGGAAUUGCAGGGGCAGGUCAAGUAAUUAGAAGAAAUGCUGAAAAUGUUGCUGCACGGUGGGAGAUUCAAGCAGCACGGCUUGAGGCUCAUGUUGAGCAGAUGUUUGAUGGUCUGGAUGAUGCUGAUGGAGCCGAAGAUGUACCCUUUGAUGAACUAGUUGGCAUGCAGGGUCCAGUUUUUCAUUUGGUUGAAAAUGCAUUUACUGUUCUGGCAAGCAAUAUGAUUUUCCUCGGUGUCGUAAUCUUUGUGCCUUUCUCAUUGGGCCGCAUCAUACUCCAUUAUCUAUCCUGGUUCUUCUCAACUGCCAGUGGUCCUGUGUUGUCAGCUAUGGUCCCACUUACCGAUGCAUCUCUCUCCCUAGCAAAUAUUACUUUAAAAAAUGCAUUAAUGGCUGUUAAAAAUUUGUCAUCUGAUACUCAGGAAAGUGGAUCAAUUGGGCAGGUUGCAGAAGAAAUGCUGAAAGUGAAUGCAAGUGGAUUGAGUGAAAUGUCAAACAACGUAAGUGCAUCUGUUUCAGCUGAUCUCUUGAAAGGAGGGUUAAUUGGAACUUCAAGGCUUUCUGAUGUUACUACUCUAGCUAUUGGAUAUAUUUUCAUAUUGGCUCUAAUUUUCUGCUACUUCGGCAUUGUUGCUUUAAUUCGUUACACAAGGGGUGAGCCUUUGACUAUAGGAAGGUUCUAUGGUAUCGCUUCUAUAGUAGAGACAAUUCCAUCUCUCUUCAGGCAGUCUUUGGCAGCAAUGAGGCAUUUGAUGACCAUGGUUAAGGUUGCUUUUCUUUUAGUCAUUGAACUCGGGGUAUUUCCUUUGAUGUGUGGGUGGUGGCUCGAUGUUUGUACCAUACAGAUGUUUGGGAAGACAAUGGUUCACAGAGUUCAGUUCUUCUCUGCAUCUCCUUUGGCAAGCUCAUUGGUUCAUUGGGUUGUAGGGAUUGUGUACAUGUUACAAAUUAGCAUAUUUGUCAGCCUUCUUAGAGGGGUUUUGCGUAAUGGAGUUUUGUACUUCCUUCGGGAUCCUGCUGAUCCACACUACAAUCCAUUUCGUGACCUGAUAGAUGAUCCUGUGCACAAACACGCUCGCAGGGUUCUGUUAUCUGUUGCAGUUUAUGGGAGUUUGAUUGUGAUGCUGGUAUUUUUGCCUGUCAAACUUGCCAUGCGGAUGGCACCUUCCAUUUUCCCACUUGAUAUAGCGGUAUCUGAUCCAUUCACCGAAAUUCCAGCUGACAUGCUUCUCUUUCAGAUCUGUAUCCCGUUUGCUAUUGAGCAUUUUAAAUUGAGGACAACUAUUAAAUCCGUACUUCGCUAUUGGUUUACGGCAGUUGGUUGGGCACUUGGUUUAACCGAUUUCUUACUGCCUAGACCUGAUGACAAUGGUAAUCAAGAAAAUGGAAACGGGGAGCCAGCUAGGCAGGAAAGGCUACAGGUAGUACAAGCAGGGGUGCAUGAUCAGGGUAUGGUGCCAUUUGCAGGAGAUGAUUUGAACAGGGUCAUUAAUGCUGUGGGAGAACUAAAUGCUGAAGAGGAUUAUGAUAAUGACGAACAAUCUGAUUCUGACAGCUAUGCCUUCGUGCUUCGGAUUGUUCUUUUGCUGGUGAUUGCUUGGAUGACUCUCCUUGUCUUCAACUCUGCCCUGAUAGUUGUACCAAUUUCACUUGGAAGGGCACUUUUCAAUUCUAUUCCUCGUCUUCCCAUAACUCAUGGCAUUAAGUGCAAUGAUCUGUAUGCAUUCAUCAUUGGAAGCUAUGUGAUCUGGACUGCUGUUGCUGGAGUUAGAUACUCAAUUGAGCAAAUUAGAAAAAGGAGGGCUUCAGUUUUGUUGAACCAAGUAUCGAAGUGGUGUGCCAUUGUUAUGAAGAGUUCUGCACUUUUGUCUAUAUGGAUAUUUGUUAUCCCAGUGCUGAUUGGGCUUCUCUUUGAGCUUUUGGUUAUUGUACCAAUGAGAGUUCCGGUGGAUGAAAGUCCAGUAUUCCUCCUUUAUCAAGAUUGGGCAUUAGGCCUUAUAUUUCUCAAGAUAUGGACUAGAUUGGUUAUGUUGGACCACAUAAUGCCUCUCAUGGAUGAAACUUGGCGAGUAAAAUUUGAGAGGGUGAGAGAGGAUGGUUUCUCAAGGCUGCAAGGUCUUUGGGUUCUUCGGGAGAUUGUACUUCCAAUCAUAAUGAAACUAUUGACAGCAUUGUGUGUACCUUACGUUUUGGCCAGAGGUGUGUUUCCAGUGCUUGGGUACCCCUUGGUGGUCAAUUCCGCAGUGUAUCGGUUUGCCUGGUUGGGAUGCCUGUGUUUCAGUUUCUUAUGCUUUUGUGCCAAGAGAUUUCAUCUCUGGUUCACAAAUCUCCAUAAUUCAAUACGUGAUGACCGGUAUCUGAUUGGACGGAGGUUGCAUAACUUCGGGGAACAUGUUGAGAAGGAAAAUGAAGCAGGAAAUCCUAUAGGGCUGCAAGAUGCUAUUUUACUAGGUUCAAGUUUAAUUCAACAAGAUCGUGAAGCAGAUGCUGGACUACGGUUGAGGCGAUUAAAUCAACAAGCUGGCUGAGUAGGAUGGAUGGAUACUGUAGGUUGUUAAGCCUCCGGACUGUCAUGUUCAUGAAUCACUCAUGUAUACACCUUUGUUGGAUAGUUUUUACACUUGUCAUGACACCUGUAUUGCAGUCAAGAUAAACAGUUUGUGCAUGUUACUUGUUCAAUAAUUUAGCUAAUAGGAAAAAAAAAUAUGUAGAGCAAUUUUUUAUUUUCAAAAAAGAAAAAACCUUGUGAAAGAGGGAAGUGGAAUGCAUGCUAUUGUCUGGAUUGUCUGUGUGAGAAAUACUUUAAUUAAUAA
Gastrolobium bilobum is the source of this 3761-nucleotide messenger RNA. Its product is annotated as probable E3 ubiquitin ligase SUD1. The transcript is spliced from 9 exons. Gene Ontology annotation, cellular component: endoplasmic reticulum membrane. Gene Ontology annotation, molecular function: zinc ion binding. The record is from RefSeq and is a predicted model, not a curated record. Lineage: Eukaryota; Viridiplantae; Streptophyta; Magnoliopsida; Fabales; Fabaceae. Bases 159 to 3476 code for a protein of 1105 amino acids.